CACCACUGUGAUCAUGAAGAUUGCUGUGAUUGGGCAGAGUUUAUUUGGCCAGGAAGUUUACUGCCACUUGAAGAAGGAGGGCUAUGAAGUGGUGGGUGUGUUCACUGUCCCAGACAAGGAUGGGAAGGCAGAUCCCCUAGGCCUGGAAGCCGAGAAGGAUGGAGUGCCAGUGUUCAAAUUUCCCCGCUGGCGGGUGCGAGGGCAGAUUCUGCCGGAGGUGAUGGCCCAGUACCAGACUCUGGGGGCCGAGCUCAAUGUCCUGCCCUUCUGUAGCCAGUUCAUCCCCAUGGAAAUCAUCAAUGCCCCCCGGCAUGGCUCCAUCAUCUACCACCCGUCUCUACUCCCCAGACACCGAGGGGCUUCGGCAAUCAACUGGACCCUCAUCCAUGGAGACAAGAAAGGAGGCUUCACCAUUUUCUGGGCAGAUGAUGGUCUGGACACUGGGGAUCUUCUGCUCCAGAAGGAGUGUGAGGUCCUCCCAGAUGACACCGUGAGCACUUUGUACAACCGCUUCCUCUUCCCUGAAGGCAUCAAGGGGAUGGUGCAGGCUGUGAGGCUGAUUGCUGAGGGAAGAGCUCCAAGAAUCCCUCAGCCUGAGAAAGGGGCCACCUAUGAAGGGAUUCAAAAGAAGGAAACAGCCAAGAUCAAUUGGGACCAGCCAGCCGAAGCCAUUCAUAACUGGAUCCGUGGGAACGACAAGGUGCCCGGUGCCUGGACUGAGGCCUGUGGACAGAAGCUCACAUUUUUCAACUCGACCCUGAACACUUCAGGUCUGGUGCCUGAGGGUGAAGCUCUACCCAUCACAGGAGCCCACCGGCCAGGAGUGAUCACAAAAGCAGGACUCCUCCUCUUUGGGAAUGAUGACAGGAUGCUGCUGGUGAAGAACAUCCAGUUUGAGGAUGGCAAGAUGAUCCUGGCCUCACACUUCUUCCAGGGAGCAACUGGUAACGCCCUGGAGCUGACAGAGGAGGAGCUGGUCACUGCAGAGGCCAUGAGGAGUGUCUGGCAGAGGAUCCUCCCCAAUGUCAUGAAAGUUGAGGACUCCACUGAUUUCUUUAAGUCCGGGGCUGCAUCGGUGGAUGUUGUGAGACUGGUGGAGGAAGUAAAGGAUCUGUGUGAUGGCCUAGAAUUAGAAAAUGAAGAUGUUUACAUGGCAACCACCUUUGGGGACUUCAUCCAGUUGUUAGUGAGAAAGCUGAGAGGGGAAGACGAAGACGAUGAACAAGUCAUUGAUUAUGUGGAAAUGUCAGUGAAUAAGCAGACCAUCCGAAUGCCCCACCAGCUCUUCAUUGGGGGGAAGUUUAUGGAUGCAGAAGAUGCUAAGACCUAUGACACCAUCAACCCUACAGAUGGAAGCGUCAUCUGCCAGGUGUCCCUGCCCCAGGCUGCUGAUGUUGACAAGGCAGUGGCUGCCGCAAAGGACGCCUUUGAGAAUGGGUUGUGGGGAAAGAUUAAUGCACGGGACCGGGGACAGCUUCUAUACAAGUUGGCGGAUCUCAUGGAGCAGCACCAGGAAGAGUUGGCCACCAUUGAGUCUCUGGAUGCAGGUGCUGUCUACACGCUGGCCCUGAAGACCCAUGUGGGCAUGUCCAUCCAGACCUUCCGCUACUUUGCUGGCUGGUGUGACAAGAUCCAGGGUUCUACCAUCCCCAUCAACCAGGCCAGACCCAACCGCAACCUGACUUUGACCAAGAAGGAGCCUAUUGGAGUCUGUGGCAUUAUCAUCCCGUGGAACUACCCCCUAAUGAUGCUCUCCUGGAAGACUGCUCCCUGUCUGGCAGCCGGGAACACUGUGGUGAUCAAGCCUGCCCAGGUGACCCCACUCACAGCCUUGAAGUUUGGAGAGUUGGCAGUGAAGGCUGGCAUCCCCAAGGGUGUGAUCAACAUCCUCCCAGGAUCUGGCAUUCAUGUUGGCCAGAGACUCUCAGACCAUCCUGAUGUGAGGAAAAUUGGAUUCACAGGCUCCACAGAGGUGGGGAAGCACAUCAUGAAAAGCUGUGCCCUGAGUAACCUGAAGAAGGUCUCCUUGGAGCUGGGUGGAAAGUCACCCCUCAUCAUCUUUGCUGACUGUGACCUGAACAAGGCUGUGCAGAUGGGGAUGAGUUCAGUGUUUUUCAACAAAGGAGAGAACUGCAUUGCAGCUGGCCGGCUCUUCGUAGAGGACUCCAUUCAUGACCAGUUUGUGCAGAAAGUGGUAGAAGAGGUGAAGAAGAUGAAGAUUGGAAACCCAUUAGACCGAGACACCACCCAUGGGCCUCAGAACCACAAAGCCCACCUCAAUAAGCUGAUUGAGUACUGCCAGCGUGGUGUGAAGGAAGGGGCCACACUGGUCUGUGGUGGGAAUCAAGUCCCACGGCCAGGCUUCUUCUUUGAGCCUACCGUGCUGACUAAUGUGGAGGACCACAUGUUCAUAGCCAAGGAGGAGUCCUUUGGGCCCAUCAUGAUCAUCUCUCGGUUUGCUGAUGGUGAUGUGGACACUGUGCUGUCACGGGCCAAUGCCACAGAAUUUGGCUUGGCCUCUGGCAUCUUCACUAGGGACAUCAACAAGGCCCUGUAUAUCAGCGACAAGCUCCAGGCAGGCACAGUGUUCAUCAACACGUACAACAAGACUGACGUGGCUGCUCCUUUUGGGGGCUUCAAGCAGUCUGGAUUUGGCAAGGACCUGGGAGAGGAAGCCCUCCAUGAAUACCUGAGGAUCAAGACAAUUACCUUUGAGUACUGA
Messenger RNA from Orycteropus afer afer, 2722 nucleotides. RefSeq names its product aldehyde dehydrogenase 1 family member L1 (gene ALDH1L1). Gene Ontology annotation, molecular function: formyltetrahydrofolate dehydrogenase activity; aldehyde dehydrogenase (NAD+) activity. Gene Ontology annotation, cellular component: cytoplasm. The record is from RefSeq and is a predicted model, not a curated record. Lineage: Eukaryota; Metazoa; Chordata; Mammalia; Tubulidentata; Orycteropodidae. Gene Ontology annotation, biological process: one-carbon metabolic process; 10-formyltetrahydrofolate catabolic process; biosynthetic process.